AUGGAGCCGUUGCGUGACCCCAAUCCAACAGCCGCACACACCGCAGCGAUGGCCGCUCACAUCCUGGAAAGUUCUGGUCGCAUCCCCUACCUACUUUGGGGCCAUUUAGCUGUGCGACUGGCCGGUGGCCGCGACUUGAGUAGCCCACACCUACCCGACAAUGAAUGUUCCUUCGUUGUAGACGAUGCCGAUCUGACACGGGCUGUUCGGGUCCUGAUGUCUGGCGGAUUCCUUGAGUGCACGCUUCGAUGGCACUGUCGCUACCGUCUCGGUAGCCCGGGCGCGCGACUGACAUACGACGCUCACCUGCACACAUCUGAACGCGAUGAGCACGACACCGGCCUUUUGCUCUAUAACCAGUCCCGCAUCAUCCCCGAUCUGAACGGAGCGAUGAUCCCCGGGCCUCCAAGUCCACACGGGCCUCUGGUGCCGUACAUGUUCUCCAGCGAUCCGAACACCGUCCCUCCACGUAAUGGGGACCGGGGUAGUGGGUACUGGCGCGGGUUGUGGCCAGUGCGCGCUCUAAAACCGAGCGUGCUGACUGUGGCGCUGCUGGACUGUAUCCUCCGGGACUUUGCAACUCAGAGGGGCCUAAUCCUCGAAGAAUGGCUCGCGCUGCUCGUGCGGGUGAUAGAACCGGCCUAUCCCCCAACGAUGAGGCUGCCACCGCGCUAUCGCGCCCUGUGGAGGGCGUGUAACUCCCGAGUGGUCGAGGACGAGUGGCAAACGACCUUUCUGGCGCAGCUGGUGUGCAGGAACUACGAGUACAUCCCGCACCCGGAUGAUGAGGAGGAGAACGACGCCGAUGUAGCCCGGAGAGCAGACUUUAUGGUUUCCAGAACGCAGUUUGUCAACGACGGUAGAUGGCUGUGA
This is a messenger RNA of Aspergillus uvarum CBS 121591, 873 nucleotides long. RefSeq lists its product as uncharacterized. The record is from RefSeq and is a predicted model, not a curated record. NCBI's taxonomy places the organism in Eukaryota, Fungi, Ascomycota, Eurotiomycetes, Eurotiales, Aspergillaceae. Bases 1 to 873 code for a protein of 290 amino acids. The transcript has a single exon.